Molecule: messenger RNA, 2238 nt
Organism: Scedosporium apiospermum
Lineage: Eukaryota; Fungi; Ascomycota; Sordariomycetes; Microascales; Microascaceae
Product: Lanosterol synthase
Exons: 3
Coding region: 1-2238 (745 amino acids)
Biological process (GO): triterpenoid biosynthetic process; ergosterol biosynthetic process
Cellular component (GO): lipid droplet
Molecular function (GO): lanosterol synthase activity
Source: RefSeq, a predicted model, not a curated record
AUGGCCAGCGAACAGGUCAACGGGACGAAGCGCCGUCACGACGCCUCAGCUGAGAAGCCGUCCGAGAAGCGGGAGUUCCCGAAACGCCCGCGACUGGAAGAGAAGACCGAUCUUAUGAAAUGGCGCAUGAGGGACGACCAAGGCCGUUUGACCUGGCAUUAUUUGCAGGACGAUGAAGCUGCGAAGGAUUGGCCGCAGAGCUAUGCCGACAAGUGGUAUCUCGGCCUGCCAAUGGAUCUGCCUAGCCUACCACGGCCUCAGAACCCCCUCGACGCUGCUCGUAACGGCCUGACUUUCUUCGAGAAACUCCAGCUCACCUCCGGCACCUGGGGAUGUGAAUAUGGCGGCCCAAUGUUCCUCAUUCCCGGCAUUGUCAUUGCGUGGUAUGUCACAAAGACGCCGAUCCCGCCUCAUUACGCCACCGAAAUCCGCAACUAUCUCUUCGCUCGUGCCCACCCGGAGGAUGGCGGUUGGGGCCUGCACAUCGAGGGGGAGAGUUCCGUUUUCGGCACCGCGAUGAACUACGUCGUGCUGAGGCUUAUCGGCGUGGAUGCCGAAGACCCUGUCCUGGUUAAAGCUCGAGGAACGCUACAUAAACUUGGUGGUGCUGUUAAUGGGCCUCAUUGGGCCAAGUUCUGGCUUGCCGUGCUUGGUCUGGUGAGCUGGGAUAUCGUCAAUCCUGUCCCACCUGAGAUUUGGCUGCUUCCCGACUGGGUUCCAAUCGCGCCUUGGCGGUGGUGGAUUCAUAUCCGUCAGGUUUUCCUCCCCAUGUCUUACAUCUACUCCAAGAGAUGGAGUUGUGAAGAGACGGAUGUCCUUCGGGAACUUAAGAAGGAGAUCUUUGUACAGCCGUGGGCGGAGAUCGAUUGGGAAGGUCACCGAAACAGCAUCUCUCACAUGGACAACUACCAUCCCAAGUCUUGGCUUCUGCGGCUGGCAAAUUGGUUCCUGGUGAAGGUCUGGAAUCCUUACCUGCGGACCGAAAGCAUCAAGGAUUGGGCAGAGGCAUGGACUAGUGAACUCGUGGAUAUGGAGGACGCCAACACCGGCUAUGCUGACCUGGCGCCUGUCAACGCUCCGAUGAAUACUGUGGUCUGCCUUAUUCGAGAUGGACCCGAAGCUUACUCUACUCGGAGACAUAUCGAGAGACUCGAAGAGUUCCUCUGGGUGAAGAAUGAGGGAAUGCUCGUUAACGGAACGAACGGCGUGCAGUGCUGGGAUACGGCAUUUGCUAUCCAAGCUGUUAUGGCUGCUGGGCUGGAGACAGAUGAAAGGUGGCGCCCGAUGCUGACGCGAGCCCUCGAGUUCCUUGACACCCAGCAAAUCCGCGAAAACUGCAAAGAUCAAGAGAAGUGCUACCGCCAGCAGCGCAAGGGAGGCUGGCCUUUCAGCAACAAGGACCAGGGAUAUGCCGUUAGCGACUGCAUUUCCGAAGCUCUAAAGUCCAUCAUCCUCCUUCAGAAGACUGAAGGUUACCCACAGCUUGUCGAUGACCAGCGCAUCUUCGACGCUAUUGACACGCUACUCAUCUACCAGAACGACACUGGUGGCGCCGCCUCCUACGAAUGCCGUCGAGGCGGCGAAUACAUGGAAAUGCUUAAUGCAGCUGAGGUUUUUGGUCGCAUUAUGAUCGAGUACGACUACCCCGAAUGCACGACCGCGUGCGUUACGGCUCUUUCUCUAUUCCACAAGCAUUGGCCCGACUACCGAGGCGCCGAGAUCGAGGCUUGGAUCAAGCGGGCCGUCAACUGGAUCAAGACGAACCAACGUCCGGAUGGGAGCUGGUACGGAAGUUGGGGCAUCUGCUUUACGUAUGCUGCCAUGUUUGCUCUGGAGAGUCUUGCUAGCAUUGGCGAGACCUACGAAGCGAGCAAGUCGUCCAAGGCUGGCUGCGAGUUCUUGCUGUCUAAGCAGCGUCCCGACGGUGGGUGGUCUGAGAGCUACAAGGCCUGCGAGGAUAUGACGUGGCACGAGCAUCCGACUGGUUCGCUAGUCGUCCAGACAGCCUGGGCCCUCAUUGGUCUCAUGGAGGCCGGCUAUCCUCACGUCGAGCCCAUCCGAAAGGGCAUCAAGUUCAUCAUGGACCGUCAGCAGGACAACGGCGAGUGGCUGCAGGAGGCAAUUGAGGGGGUGUUCAACAAGAGCUGCAUGAUUUCGUACCCUAACUACAAGUUUACGUUUACGAUCAAGGCUCUCGGGCUGUUUGCAAGGAAGUUCCCGGAUGAGAAGGUGGUCUAA